AUGGGUAUCUCACGAGACUCUCGCCACAAGCGUUCCGCGUCCGGUGCGAAGCGCGCAUACUACCGCAAGAAGAGGGCUUUCGAGAAGGGUCGCCAGCCUGCCAAUACCCGUAUUGGCACUAAGCGUAUCCAUCUUGUCCGCACCCGUGGCGGCAACCGCAAGUUCCGUGCUCUCCGUCUCGAGUCCGGCAACUUCUCCUGGGGCUCUGAGGGCAUCGCCAAGAAGACCCGUGUUAUCGGUGUCGUCUACCACCCCUCCAACAACGAGCUCGUCCGUACCAACACCCUGACCCGCUCCGCUAUCGUCCAGAUCGAUGCCGCUCCCUUCAGGCAAUGGUACGAGGCCCACUACGGCUCCUCGCUCGGCCGCAGGAGGCAGGCUAAGGCCGGUGAGAAGGAGGAGGACAAGAAGAAGUCCAACUCGGUUACCAAGAAGCAGGCCGAGCGCCUCAAGACCAGUGGAAAGAUUGAGAAUGCUGUUGAGAAGCAGUUCGAGGCCGGUCGUCUGUACGCCGCUGUCUCUUCCCGUCCCGGCCAGAGCGGUCGCUGCGACGGUUACGUCCUCGAGGGUGAGGAGCUUGCUUUCUACCAGCGUCUCCUCAGGAAGUAA
Molecule: messenger RNA, 609 nt
Organism: Bipolaris oryzae ATCC 44560
Lineage: Eukaryota; Fungi; Ascomycota; Dothideomycetes; Pleosporales; Pleosporaceae
Exons: 3
Coding region: 1-609 (202 amino acids)
Biological process (GO): maturation of SSU-rRNA from tricistronic rRNA transcript (SSU-rRNA, 5.8S rRNA, LSU-rRNA); translation
Cellular component (GO): cytosolic small ribosomal subunit; ribosome
Molecular function (GO): structural constituent of ribosome
Source: RefSeq, a predicted model, not a curated record